Messenger RNA from Bacidia gigantensis, 261 nucleotides. RefSeq lists its product as uncharacterized. The transcript has 2 exons. The coding region runs from base 1 to 261 and encodes 86 amino acids. Lineage: Eukaryota; Fungi; Ascomycota; Lecanoromycetes; Lecanorales; Ramalinaceae. The record is from RefSeq and is a predicted model, not a curated record.
AUGCCACGGACACCGACACCGCAACCCCUGGAAGAGCGCGACGUUGAUACCUUAAAUCCAGCAGAGUUGCGGGAGCUUCUCAAUCAUUACAAGGAACAGGCGAACGCGCAACCUACGAAGGCAGAGCAAGUCAAGACGGAGAGGCGACGAGGCAUCAAGAGGGAGCGUGAUGAAGAACUGGAGGCAAUGCUAGCUACCUCAACAUCUAAACGAGUCAACAAUCGUCCCUUCCGAGAUGGUGAGAUUGUAGAACUUGAUUGA